Molecule: messenger RNA, 1163 nt
Organism: Empidonax traillii (willow flycatcher)
Lineage: Eukaryota; Metazoa; Chordata; Aves; Passeriformes; Tyrannidae
Gene: TPGS1
Product: tubulin polyglutamylase complex subunit 1
Exons: 2
Coding region: 1-855 (284 amino acids)
Biological process (GO): protein polyglutamylation
Molecular function (GO): microtubule binding
Source: RefSeq, a predicted model, not a curated record
AUGGCGGCGCACGAGAAGCGGCGGGCGGCCGCCGCCCAGGGGCCGGCGGGGGGCAGCGGGCUGGGGGAGCCGGGGCGGGCGGCGCCGGGGGGCGGCGGGCUGGCGGAGGACAGCGCGGCGGACUUCCUGCUUCGAGCCGGCGUCACGGCCAUGGUGCGCGAGGCGUUGCUGAAGGUGUUGGAGGCGCGGCCCGCCGAGCCCGUGUCCUUCCUGGCGGAGUACUUCGAGCGGCUGGUGCCGGCGGAGGCGGCGGCGGAGCCCCCGGGGCCACCGCAGCGCCUGGCUCGGGCGCUGUGGUACGUGCGCUUGGCUCACCACUCGCACAGGACGGCUUUCGACAGCAACGCCGGCGCGGCCUACGAGGUGCUGGGGUGCGGUGGGCGUCGGCGGGCGGCAGGCGUGGACGGGCGGCUCUACAGCGAGCUGCUGCGCCGCAUCUGCCAGCGCGGGGCGGCCCCGGCCGAGGCGGCGGCCGCGCUGCUGCGCCGCGUCCGCUGCCGCGACCACGAGGCUGUCCCGUUCGACGUGUUCCGCUACGGCGUCCUCACCUGCUGCGUGCUGCUGGAGUUCGCGGCCAAGGCCGACGCGCUGUUUGCCGUGCUGGGCGGCGGCGGCUCCGCGGACUCCCGGCUCUGCCAGGCUGUGCUGCGGGCGCUGGAGGAUGCGCUGGGCGCCGGGAACGGCCCGCGGCCCGGCCGCUACUUGGAGGCAGGCUCCCGGCUGGGCCCCGAUGGGCUGGCCCUGGCCAUGGACCGGGCGCUGCAGGAGAGGAAGCUUGGCUCCUCUAUGAGCAGGGAGGAGUUCCUGAGGAAAGCCACUGCCCUGUUUAUUGCAAAAGUGAAACCUGUGGAGUGAUGCUGGCUGGGAGCAGUGCUGGCUGUGGCUGCUGUCGACCCCACAGGACCUCCACCGACCUGGACGGUGAGCAUGGGGGGCUGUUUGGGUGCUGGCUGGAGAGCCUGGGUCUGCCCCACAAGAGAUUGCCCAUUUCCACGCCUCUCCCCUGUUCCUGUGGUGCCCAGCAGCUCUGUGCCCCUUCUCACAGCACCUUGCCCAGCCAUGGCUCCUCUGGCCCAGCGGCAUUGGGAAAUCUCUUUCAGGUGUUAUCCAGGACUGGCACGGGGACUGUGACCUGCAGGGCAGCUCUGAGCAGUGAAUCAAGC